ACUUGUGUUCUAGACUCAGCAAACUGUGGAUCACAAGCGCCACUCAAUGGGGAAAACAGAGCCUCGAGGCAACGGUCGAGGAAGAAGUCACUGCGCAACAAUGAGUCUGUACAACAUUUCAGAGUGAUAUAUAAAUAAGGGAAAGUAGGUUUUACACUCCACAACGUGGUAGUUUACAACUAUUUCGAAACGCAGUGGCCAUUGGAAACGUUGCUGUGCAGCGCAAUGGCUGCCCAGUGCGACUCUCUGAGCGGAUACUUGCAACAGUCGGACCACGGCUCAAAUAGCGAGCGUAGUACUGACUCCCCGGUCCCCGGCUCGGAGGAUGACUUGAGCGGACCCCAUGCCUUACCAGACCCGGAGUGGACGGAGGAGAGAUUUCGAGUGGACCGCAAGAAACUGGAAAUCAUGUUAUUAGCGGCCACUGGGGGACGAGUCAAUGGUGGCGAGGAUUUCUUUCAGAAGGUCAUGGAUGAAACCAAAACACAGAUAGCGUGGCCUUCCAAACUGAAGAUCGGAGCCAAGUCCAAAAAAGAUCCGCACAUUAAGGUUUGUGGAAAGAGAGACAACGUGAGGGAAGCCAAAGACCGAAUCAUGUCAGUCCUCGACACAAAGCAGACUAACAGGGUAACCCUUAAGAUGGACGUGUCCCACACAGAGCACUCCCACGUCAUCGGCAAGGGAGGCAACAACAUUAAGAAGGUAAUGGAGGACACGGGCUGCCACAUCCACUUCCCCGACUCCAACCGCAACAACCAGGCGGAGAAGAGCAACCAGGUGUCCAUUGCAGGCCAGCCAGGAGGGGUAGAGGCAGCUCGCGCCAAAAUCAGGGAGCUGCUCCCUCUGGUUUUGUUGUUUGAGUUGCCGGCCAUCGUGCAGCCUGACCCAGGCUCCCCCACAGUGCAGCACAUCUCCCAGACCUACAACCUCACAGUAUCCUUCAAGCCCCCCACACGUCUCUACGGGACCACCGGAGUGGUCCGCGGCUCCCAGAACAACUCUAGUGCCGUCAAGAGGGGCACUGCUAUGCUGCUGGAGCACCUGGCGGGAAGCCUGGCCAGUGCCAUCUCAGUCAGUACCCACCUGGACAUCGCCCCUCAGCACCACCUCUUCAUGAUGGGCCGUAACGGCAGCAACAUCAAACACAUCACCCAGAGAACAGGAGCCCAGAUCCACUUCCCCGACCCAAACAGCCCCCAGAAGAAAUCUACUGUCUACAUCCAGGGCACCAUCGAGUCUGUCUGCCUGGCGCGCCAGUACCUCAUGGGCUGCCUGCCGCUGGUGCUGAUGUUUGACAUUAAAGAGGACAUCGAGGUGGAGCCACAGUGUAUCACAGCUCUGAUGGAGCAGCUGGAUGUCUUCAUCAGCAUCAAGCCCAAACCAAAGCAGCCCAGCAAGUCUGUGAUAGUAAAGAGUGUGGAGCGGAAUGCAGUGAACAUGUACGAGGCCCGGAAGUUUCUGCUGGGUCUGGAGAGCAACGGGGUGUCAUCAGCCAUCUCCCCCAUCACCAACGGCCCCUCCCCCACCCUAAUCUGUCCUGUCGGCCUGGACAUCCUGGCCUCAGCUGGCCUGGGGCUGAGCAGUCUGGGCCUCCUAGGUGCAUCAGUGCCCCAUUCUCUCAGUAGCUCCCCGGCUCCAAACUCUGUUCUCAACAGUCUGAACUCUUCCAUGAGCCCUAUGCAGAACCCCAGCCCCAGCACCCCAUCUCCCUCCCCCUCACUGUGGCCCAGCUCUCUCACCAGCACCCAAAGCUUCUCGUCGCAGUUGAUGAUGCACCCUGUAGCCCAGGCCACUCUGAGCAGUAUCCUGCUCUCUGGGGUCCAGGGGUACACCCAGAACACCCCCUCCCCUCCCCCUGGGCUUGCCCCAAUCGACAAGCAGACCAACGGGGUCCCUGACUGCUCCAAAGGCCCCUGUACCCUCAAUGGACAUGUCAAGCAUCCUGGCUCAGUCUAUGGUAGGAUGUCCAGUGCGUCACUGGCAGACACGGUUCUGAACCCCAACCAGUGUGACUCAGUCCAGGAGGCCAGCGGACACAACCCGUCAGAACCCCGCUCCAGCAAGUCCAACCAAGACGAAGGCUCUGACACCUUUGUGGAAGUGGGCAUGCCCAGAAGCCCAUCUCACUCAGCAAAUGGAAACGAGCUGAAACAGAUGCUGGCUUCCUGUAAGACGUCAGGGAAACGGCAAGCGGUGGAGCUCCUCCAGGGGACCAAGAACUCCCAUCUCCAGUAUGUCUGUCCAGAGCUACACUCAGACUGCCUACUGUCAGACCCAGAGUCGAGUGCUUCAGACAGCCCUGUGACAGAUAAGAGGGCUCCGGGCAGUGAGCGGGCAGCAGAGAGGGCAGCACAGCAGAACGAGAGGGACAGGAUCCGCUUGGCACCACAUUCUUCCUUUGCCAACAUGCAGGUACAACUAGAGGCACUUGAAUAUGAACAGAAAAAGCUGUUAGCAACCAAGGCCAUGUUGAAGAAGCCUGUUGUGACUGAGGUGCGGACCCCCACUAACACGUGGAGUGGUCUGGGUUUCUCCAAGUCUAUGCCAGCAGAGACCAUCAAGGAGCUGCGCAGGGCCAACCACGUGCCCUACAAACCCACCAUGAGUACCACCUACGAGGUAAACUCCGACUAUGAGGGCUCCCCCCUGUCCCUCUCCCGCUCCGGCAGCAGAGAGGGCGUGGGCAACGGCAGUGACUCUGAGAACUGGAGAGACAGGAACGGGGGUGGGAACGGACUUCCCGGCCACGCCGAAUUCCCAGUGUCUGUUUGCAGUCCCAAGAGGAAGCAGAACAAAUCUGCUGCAGAGCACUAUCUGAGCAGCAGUAACUACAUUGACUGUAUCUCCUCGGUCACCGGGAGCAACGGCUGCAGUCUCCAGUCCUCUCUGAAAGGGUCGGACCUGCCGGAGCUGUUCAGCAAGCUGGGCCUGGGGAAAUACACUGACGUGUUCCAACAACAGGAGAUCGAUCUCCAGACCUUCCUCACUCUUACAGACCAGGACCUGAAAGAGCUGGGCAUCACCACAUUUGGAGCACGCAGAAAAAUGCUGCUUGCCAUCUCCGGUGUGAAUGACUAUGAACUGAACAAGAACCGAAGGAAGCUGUUUGAGGCUCCUAUCAGGUCCUCCUUCCUGGAAGGGGGAGCCAGCGGUCGUCUGUCUCGUCAGUUCCACGCUGACAUGGCCAGUGUCAGUGGCCGGUGGUAGAGCUCCACUCCACCAGGACCUAACACAACAGAGAACCAGUCUUCAGUGCCUCUCUUUGGGCUUCUGUAGGCCAGUCUACAGCCUCUCUGGGUCUGACCAAUGACUAUUCAACUCUUUUUUUUAAAGGCCAUAACAAAAAGCCAUAGUUUAACCAGAAGUGCCAAAAAAGAGAAGAGACAUCUCAUUGGUAUAGAAAGUCCAGUGUUCACUCCACAUAGUGCUUAGAUGUUUCUGUGGAGUAAUCUACGCAUGAAGGGUAUUUUACUAGUUAUGAAGGACAGGUACUGCCCAGUAGUUGUCCAUUUUUGUUAAAGGGAACAGGCCAAAUGAUUAGUACAAAAUAAUUACAUUGAUACCAUCUGCAUUCGUAGUAUGCUGUUGUAUCAAUGACAUGCACUUUAACAAUACUAGACUUUUGCCUGUGAAAGCCUGAUUCCUCAUUGGAAUACCUAUGCAUUUUGUAUUAACUCAAAGCACAGAUGUAUUUGUACCAAGCCAAAUGUACGCACUUAUUGAGAUGGAGAAAUUAAGUUCAAAGGUCAAAGUGAGAUCAUUGACUAAACGCAGAACCUAGAGCAAUGACCUUUGACCCCUCAUUGUUUUGAUUGAUUGACAUUCCACGAAGGUCAGUGUUGUAUCCACCAGCAGCUGCUGCAGUUGGGAUGCAGUCUGUCUGUAUGUCAUACACUACCGGUCAAAAGUUGUAGAACACCUACUCAUUCAAGGGUU
Molecule: messenger RNA, 3936 nt
Organism: Coregonus clupeaformis (lake whitefish)
Lineage: Eukaryota; Metazoa; Chordata; Actinopteri; Salmoniformes; Salmonidae
Product: protein bicaudal C homolog 1
Exons: 21
Coding region: 226-3207 (993 amino acids)
Cellular component (GO): cytoplasm
Molecular function (GO): RNA binding; protein binding
Source: RefSeq, a predicted model, not a curated record